Dendronephthya gigantea is the source of this 2201-nucleotide messenger RNA. Its product is annotated as retinitis pigmentosa 1-like 1 protein. Bases 1 to 1755 code for a protein of 584 amino acids. The transcript has 3 exons. The record is from RefSeq and is a predicted model, not a curated record. Lineage: Eukaryota; Metazoa; Cnidaria; Anthozoa; Malacalcyonacea; Nephtheidae.
AUGGCCAUUAACACCUUCCCGAAUAAGGAUUCAAUAGAAUUUGCAUCUCUCUCCAGCGUCUUACAAAAGCGCACGCUUUUGAUCAGUCAUCACUUCAGGAGCGCUUCACUUCUUGCACCGAGGUCUUGUGAACUGCGUGUGUAUUUUAUAACUGUCUUUGUGAUCUCGUUUGAAACAUGGAAACUAAGUCAGAUAAAUCGAAAAAGUUCUCGUUUCGCAAGCGACGAACGAGCAAGAGGAAAGAAAGAAGCUGAUAUACAACAACCUGUUGAUCACGACACUGAGGCAACUGCUGUUCAUAAUUGCGAAGAAACGCCGGAAAAAGCUGGUGAUAUUGUCGAGCAAGAUGUUCAGGCAAAGACAAGCGAGGACAGAAAUGUCGCCGAGCAAUCGUCUGGCGAAGAUGGCAGCCCGAAAUCAAACGUUGAACCGGGUAACGAGGGGAAAAAGAAGUCAAAACGCAGAAGUCUUUUUAAACGAAGCAGCAAAAGAAAUUCUGCGAAUGAGGAUUGUGAAUUGAAGACGAAAGAAAGCGAUGAAGGACAAAACGAAGCCGGUUUGGUUGAAACUACUGCUGUGGAUAUUGCUAUAGCCAAUGUUGAUGAACGGCAGGUUGUUUGUGAGGAGAAACAUGGUGAGGUCACCGACCAGAGCGAUGGAGAAGGUUAUUUCAGUGUUGGGGAAGCCAGCGAAGUCGAGGGAGAAGCCUUAGCUGAGGAGAAAACAUCGCCAGAAUCUGAAGCAGAGAUCGCAACUGACAAAGGUACGAAGCGAAAGAGCUUUUUCAAGCGUGGUUUGUCGUUGAAGCGUAGGAAGGCGAAGAAACAAACACAUGAAUCAAAGGAAGAGACCGUGACGACAGAGAAGUCGUGUUGUGAAGCCCAAGCACAAACCGAAUCCUCCUCAAGAGGCGUUGAAGUCGUUGAAACAACUGUACAAGCUACGACAGGGGUUGAAGGUGACGUAUGCAGUCAGGAUAUAAACAAUGAAUCCGAAACAGACGCGGAAAAUACGUCUGAAAACCUUCCCGUUAAAUCACCAAGAAAGGUUUCAUUUGUCGGACCUGAUGGAAAGAAGAUUGAAUCUUCUGACGAGGGGGAUUCCCUGGCCGAACAAGUCGUAGAGUCUGCUGACGAAUCCGAUGAAGAUACGGUAGUUCCCGAUGAUGGUCCGAGUAAAGUGUCCGAAGAAGCCUCGGGAAAUACCGCUCCUGAGAUCGUGGUUGUGUCGGAAGAAGUCGCCUGUGUCGAAACACCUGCAGAAGGUGACGAUGAUGAUCUUACAGAGGUAUCAAGCAUGUGUUCUGACCUGCUCGCGUCAUCUGAUGCUCCUGAUACGAUCUCAACUUCAGACACAAGCCGGUUGUUUGUGUUCACAGACACUGAAGACAGUGGAUCAAGAAUCACUUUGGAGGAAAUCAGCGAGGAGUCUGAGGCCGAACCAAAAGAGAAAUCAACGAAGGAGGCUGAGUCCGAGUCAAAACCGGCAGUGGUUGGUGAAGAGACUGAGAUCGAGUCCAAACCAGAAGUGGUCGUCGAAGAGACUGGUCUCGAGUCAAAAUCUGAGGUUUCCAAGCAGGAAUCGUCGGAACAGAAAGACGAAAACGAAGCUACGAAGUUGCUUGGCAACGAUAACGCAAGCAAGGCAUGCGAGUGGGAAAUGGUGGAUAAAUCAUAUGAUAUGUCUGUUGAAUUAUCACGAGUCAGAAAACAAACAUUGUUUAGUGUUAAGAGAUUGUGUUGCUCAGUUAUGUAAGACAUGAUAACCAGGUUCAGAUGGAACAUGAGCUUAGCCAAUCACGGACACGAUGGCUCAUGGAAAGGUAAAGAUAGAGGUAAUAAACUCGUAUAUGAACCUCGCUAUUAAUACAUCAAGAUAAAUGCUGAACCUUGGACUCUCCUAGUCGUGCUGGUUUAUGGGACCUUGAACAUUUAUAUUAAUAUUUGUAUUCAUUCAUAUGAACAUUUGUCACGAACAAUUCUGACGCAUUCGUUUUGUUUUUGACUGGAACGACAGCUGCUUCCUUUAUUUUUAAUUUUGCGAAAUUUUUUGAAAAGUUGUCUUCCUCAAAAACGAAACAAUUUAUAGCGAGAGUCAGCGGCUUUUAAAUUAAGGAAUUGUAUUUUAUAUUUAUUAUGCAUUUAAGGUUAUAUUAUGAGGAUAAAUAAAGAAGGGUAUUUAGAAUAGAGUCUGUUGUAAUU